AUGGACUACACGCAGCAGGCAAUACACAACAUCAAUGGCACUCCAAAAGGCCGCUGUCGACUGAAGUUUGUCGACUUCGAGACUCGUGAAAACAGCAUUUCCCAUGAAACUCAGGGGCUUAGCUGUAACCACCUGGUGGUUCGACGAGGGAAACCAUUCAAAGUGACGCUAAAGUCUGACAGCUGCCUGUGGAAUCGCUGCACUGAGAGGCUGGUGCUGGAGGUUUGUUUAGGUGGCCUGUACAGUAGAUUCCCAGUCCUGUUCUCUGAGGAGCAGUCCAACCCACAGCCCGGUGACUGGUCAGCCACAAUCUACCCAGGGAAUAUGCAUCCCCAGUCAGUCACAAUCCACAUCUGCUCCCCAGUCAUGUCCUCCGUGGCUCUGUAUCAGCUCCUGGUCCACAUAGAGAGCAAGCAGCACAGAAUUAGUUCCAUACUGGGAACAUUUGUGCUGCUCUGCAACCCUUGGCUGAAAGAUGACCCAGUAUACAUGCCAUUGGAUGUCCAUAAAGAAGAGUACAUCAAAAGUGACUAUGGACUGGUUUACAUGGGGACCACUUUAAAUGUUAGCAAUCGUCCAUGGGCUUUUGGUCAGUAUGAGCCUGGAGUCCUGGAAGCAUGUCUGAAGCUCCUCGAGGUCAGCCCACAGCACCUCAGUGACAGAAACAAAGAUUAUAUUUUACGAGCAAACCCAGUCUACCUCAGCCGAGUGAUCUGUGCUAUGGUAAACUGUAAUGAUGACCUGGGUGUUCUGGAGGGGAAGUGGCAGGGCAGCUACGAAGGUGGUGUCAAGCCUACGGAUUGGAGCAGCAGUGCUGACAUCCUUCUCCGCUGGGCCUCAUCCAAAUACAGGCCUGUGCGUUAUGGCCAGUGCUGGGUCUUUGCAUCCGUCCUCUGCACAGUAAUGAGAAUUCUGGGGAUUCCCUCCAGAGUGGUGACAGUUUUCAAUGCAGCCCAUGAUGGAAAUGCCAACUUGAAAAUUAAGGAGUUUUACACGAGAACAGGAGACAAGCUCAACAUGUCGAAGGACAGCAUUUGGAACUUCCAUGUGUGGGUGGAGUGCUGGAUGAGGAGACCAGACCUUGGUGUGGGGUGUGAUGGCUGGCAGGUAGUAGACCCAACACCCCAGAAAAAGAGUGCAGGGAUAUUUUGCUGUGGCCCUUGUCCGGUAGCUGCAAUCCAGGAACAUUGCUUGGCCGCCCGAUAUGAUGCCCCAUUCAUCUAUGCCUCUGUCGAUGCUGAUGUCACAAGGUUUAUUGUGCACAAUGGUCUGGGGGUGGGAAGGACAGUGGACACUGAGUGUGUUGGACAGCUGAUCUACACCAAAAGCAUCGGCUCAGACAAACCAGAGAAUCUGACGCUGACUUACAAGGCUGGAAAAAGGGAAAAACCUUCAGUCUCUGCAAGAACACUGCAACGUCCAGCUCAGAUGAUGUCCUUGUGCUCUGCUUCGCGGUCCAGCACACUGGAAGAUGCAGCAGGUAUAAUGUCACCCGGUUUGAAGGUGACCCUAAAAAUAGAAGGGGUGCCAAAACUGGGUGAGAGCAUCCGCAUGUGUGUGACCAUUACAAACCAGUCAAGGAGCCCCAGAGUUCUGAUGGAACACGUCAGCGCUCAGAUGAAAGAGUACAACAGCAACCCGAAUGAGACCUUCUGGAAAACACAAGGAGAGCUGCACAUACAGCCGUCUGAAGUGCGAACACUCCACCACACCAUCCUUUAUUCUGAAUAUGAGUCACUCCUGGCAGGUGAUGAUAUUGUGAACUUGGCAGUGGUGCUAAAGGACACGAGGACCAAAGAAACCUUACUGGCUGCAGAAGAGUUCAGCAUAAGACCACCACAAAUAACUGUAGAGAUUGAAGGAGGAGACUCUAUCCAAAUGAAGAAGGAGCACACAGCCCUCGUGUCUUUCACCAACAGCUUUAGCAAAGUUCUGUCUGGAGUUGUGCUGACUGUGGAGGGAUGCGGCUUGCUGGCGGGCAAACGUGAGGCCGAGUUGGUUUUCCUGCAGCCAGGCAAGAAGAUUGAGAAGAAGGUGUCCAUCAUGGCUACUUCAUCUGGCACCAAACUGCUGAUGGCCACUCUGUCACACAGCAACAGCCCCAACAUCAUUUCCAGGUGCUACCACAAAGUCUCCGACUGUUUUGAGACCACAGAUUGGCAGAUAUUUGGGGUUGCAGAAGCAUCAGGGGACAAUGUGUACUUAGACGAGUGCACAUCAUCUGUCCUGGGCUACAUCAGGAUGUUCAUGGAGGAGGACGACAACAAAGCAGCACUCAGAGCAGCUAGGAAAUACCUGUCGAUGGAUAUAAAGAAAGAAAAGUCCACAUAUGCCCUCAAGAUCCAGGGCCAUUUCAACACACAUGACCCACAAAGCACGUGGAAGGUCAUCAGCCAUCAGAGUAACAACUGCAGAGGUGAGGAGAACAUCUGGAAGAGGAGAUCCCUGAUGGGGUCCCAGGGGUUUUUAGAGACUGUGCACACCACAUCAUGCCUCAAGACGUCAGCCAUCAUCUCCGUGCCAAAAACCUCUUCAACAUCAUGCCUCAAUGAUUACCACCCUGUUGCACUCACCCCUGUCAUUAUAGUGCUUCGAGAAGUUGGUGAUGAGGAACUCGAUGUAGUGGAGGACUCCCACCAGUAUGCAUACAGGCAGAACCAGUCCACAGCCAACGCCAUUGCAGCUCUCACUCACCUGGAGUACAAGGACUCCUACAUGAGGCUGCUAUUCCUGAAUGUCAGUUCUGCAUUUAACACCAUCAUCCCAAAGAAACCAGUGUGGACACCAGCUGGCAGCACUGGGAACCUCCUCAUCCUUAUGCAGCUGGAUUCUAGGCUUCCUGAUGUGCAGGUCACAGAGGGUCAAAAUCAACGACAACACAUCCUCCACCAUCAUCCUGAACACUGGCUCUCCACAGGGCUGUGUGCUCAGCGUACUGCUGUACAUGCUAAUGACCCACAAUUGCAGAGUCUCGUAGUGAAGCUUGCAGAUGACACAGUGGUGGCUGGUCUCAUCAGCCACAGGGACGAGUUAGUGUACAGGCGGGAAGUAGAAGACCUGACAUGCUGGUGCAAAGACAACAACCUCAUCAUCAGCAUUCAGAAGACCAAAGAAAUUGUGGUGGAUUUUUGCAGGACUGGUGCAAUUUCCCCUCCUCUCUAUAUCGAGGAAACAGCAGUGUAA
Archocentrus centrarchus (flier cichlid) is the source of this 3183-nucleotide messenger RNA. RefSeq names its product protein-glutamine gamma-glutamyltransferase 2. NCBI's taxonomy places the organism in Eukaryota, Metazoa, Chordata, Actinopteri, Cichliformes, Cichlidae. Gene Ontology annotation, molecular function: protein-glutamine gamma-glutamyltransferase activity. The coding region runs from base 1 to 3183 and encodes 1060 amino acids. Gene Ontology annotation, biological process: peptide cross-linking. Gene Ontology annotation, cellular component: mitochondrion. The transcript has 18 exons. The record is from RefSeq and is a predicted model, not a curated record.